Molecule: messenger RNA, 30175 nt
Organism: Podarcis lilfordi (Lilford's wall lizard)
Lineage: Eukaryota; Metazoa; Chordata; Lepidosauria; Squamata; Lacertidae
Source: the annotation of a GenBank genome assembly
AUGGUAGCGCGCCGGGGGGGAUCCCCGUUCGGGAGGUGCUGCUGGGGGAUCUGGGUGCUUUUGUGCCGGACGGUGCUGGCCAGCUCGCUGGUGCUCGAGCCCAUCUACUGGAACUCCUCCAACUCCAAGUAAGUGCGCGGGGAGCCCGGAUCUCUCCCCGGACCGGGGUUUGGGGACGGGGAGCGGUGCGCAAGGACAGGCAGGUGGGUGGGCACGUCUGGCAUCCCUCGCGCGCCCAAGGCCCUUUCGCCAGGCCGCAGGAUCUGGUCUGGGUGCGCUUGGGGAUCGGUUCUGCUCUCGGAGCAAAUGGAGGAAAAGUCUUGGCCCUUCUAGGUGGCCCGAUCCUGCAUCUUCUACAGGGCGCACAGUGCGGAGCUCCGGGACUUGGUUAGCGGGUGGCGAGGCUCUCUCUCCCUGGUACCCGUGCGUGCGUAAAGGAGGAAGGUUCAGCUCUUUUUGCUACGUGCGCGCGCGCACAUCACCGAUCCUAAACGCACCGGAUUCCCCCGAUCCACAAGCGAAGGUUGGAGCCUGAGCCUGCCCUCUGGGUCCUACGCUCGGGUUUUUCGUGCGAAUGAAUGGAGCGCAGCGGAAGACACUUGUGUGUUUAUUCUGCCGCUGGUUUUGCAGGAAGGAAAGCUAACCAGAAAACAACCCCGUUGGACCCAGUUGUGUGGCGCCCAGGAAGCUGGCAGAAGUUUAGACAGUUUUGACAAUGGGUCUACUUGAGGGCAGUGCUGCAGUGGUGUGGAGUGAGGAGCCAGCAUGAGAAAGUAGGGAAUGGUGCCAGAAUAAACCAGCUGUUCCCUCUCCACUGCUACAUAAACUCCCAGUUAGCUUGACCAUUAGGUGAAGUGAAGUCUUAGAUCCUUGGGAACAGGGCUGAUGAGUCAUGAUGAGCCCAGCUUUUUCACUUCUGGCCUUCCAUUACUAAACCAUGCAGAACAAAGAUUAUGGAGGUGGCCCCAGCAGGGUCAGAGCAUGUCUCUACGCAUAACUGUUGGAGUGGAUUGAGAUCGUUUCUCCAGAAAACCAUUGAUGCAGUAAGGCAAAAGGUGGGAGUUUGAGCGGAGUUUCCACUUUGAUUCCAGUGGAUUUAAGAUCGUAUCUCUAUGUGCCACCUAUCAAAACCUCUGGGUAAAAAGACUAGGAGAAGGCACGGCCUGUUUGUAGUUCAGGAGCAUGUGAAUCCAUGAAAUGCAUGCAGCGGUGGACGGCAAAUAGUGAACUUUAGGUAUACUUGGAAUAAAGUGAGGCUUCUGGGAAGAGAGAUUUCUCUUGCUUUGGAAGAUGUUUUACUAUAGAUAAAGCUGACUAUUCAAAGCCUCUAUAGGGUCAGGUUUCUUCAUUAGUGUGUGUGUGUGUGUGUGUGUGUGUGUGAAAGAUGUACAAGUGAAAGUCUGGCCGGUGUCCUCAUCGGGAGAAUUAAUUUUCGAGAAGACGUGAUAACGGUGCCUUGUUUAAUGAUGUCUUAGGAAGUAGUUUAUUCAAAAUGAGCAGAGCACAACAUGCCUAUAAAACCUGAGCAAGCUUGCUGGAUGUGAACAGAAGACAGGCUCUCCUAUAAAACACGGUCAAACGGCUGUUAAAAUACCUUUAAAUGAGCAACGCAUUGAGGAAAUGGUCCGGUUCACAAGUGUGAAAUAGCUCGUCAGUUGGGCGCCUGUGUGUGUUGCUUGCAGGCUCUGUGUGAAAUGACGCAAGUUUGGAUUUAGACCUAGAAAGCCAAAGGAGUUUAUUCGGGAAAUCACAUUCUGACUCCAUUUUUCUUCUGCUCCCUUUUAGAUUUCCCUUCCUGUCCUUUUCCAAGGAAAGGAAGAUUUACGAGCAGGCUUCUGGACCUUGAUAACAUGCAGGGUUUUGGUUUUUUUUUAAUGUGGAAAACCAAAGAGGGGCCAUUUGUUUUCAUUAUAAUGCAGGAGCCUUGGUCCAUCUUUAGCGGGAUCUCGUGCGUGUUCAGCCCAGCGGUGCUUUCUUCCCUUCCCUAGGCAGACAUACAAAGAAAUUGCUUCUCUUUCUCUCCCUCCUUCGCUCUCUGUCUGUGUGUGCAGAAAACGGUCCUUACUUGCAGUUGACACUAUGGAUUUGAGCUUGUUGUUCCAGUUCUCUCUCAAACCUGGAAAAUGUCAGAUAGGACAUUUGUGUUUAAACAAGGAAGGUGCCUGUUCUUAAGGGGAAGAUGCAUUUCUUGAAAUUAUUGUGUGUGUGUGUGUAUUUGUUGGGAGUGGGAAAACCCACAUAGCUGAUAGCAUUAAGUUUAGCCUUAGAGGAGAAUGGCAUAUUCUCCCGCCUGCUGCUGCAGUCUAGUGAUCGCUUUAUUCCUACAGAGGUCACUCUUCCAAUAUAUAUCGGCAUUCCGCUGUGCUGUGGUCAUUAUUCUUCUGGCUGCUUCCAGGCCUAACCUGCCUUCAGGGCUCACCCCCCUUUUUACAGAAAGCUUUCCUUUUCAGUCUCAAAUGGCCUGAGUCGCUAUUUACAGUACAUGGCCUCGCCCUCAAAGCAGUAAUUCUAUCUAACAUCUUCCCCUUGUUGCGUAAACUCAUAAAAGGCCGAACGUUUAUCAAGACUACAGUUGAAUUACUUGUGCUUUUAUUCCCAACUUAAAAUGUAGUACUUGUUUGUCCACUGAUGUGAUUUUAAAUUUUGUUUACCCAAAUAGAUUAGUCUUACUCAGCGCACUGGCAGAAGCAUGCUAGAAGUGACCUGAGGUUUGUGCUCUCUCGCUCUCUCUUUAAAAAUGGCUGUGGCCUGUGAUUUUUAUAGGCCUUGCGGAGGCCUGCACUUAAGGAAAAUUUUCAAAUGCAGUACAUUAUUCGUAUUGCUGUAAGUGGUGGCAGGAUCUUCACUUUUCAGAGAGCGUAUUUCAGUUUAGAAUGCAUCACUGUUGUCUGCCUGUAGAAGAAUAGCUAAUGUUUCCUUAUUAAAUAGGAAAUAAAAUGCAGUUGUCUUCUGGAGAGCUUCCCUCCCACCUCAGUAACUUCUCAGGAGGAUGUUAAGGCCAAUUCCAAAGAUAACUGCCCCGGAAUUAAGUGUUUAAUUCAUUUAAUGAAGUUAAAUACGAACCGUUUACAAUUCCUAUAUCUAUUAUACAGGGAAGCAAUAAAAGAAAGAAUUUUAGCCAGGCUCAUAGUGGAUAUGUGAUAAGACUGUAGAAGAAAGUAAUCCAAAUUCCUUCAUGGCCUCCUAAACUGCGAUUGCUCUGUGAGUUGCUUUAGUGACCAGAAUUUUUAGCAGGUGGUGAGGAAGGGACGACAAGAAGACACCCAGAUUGUAUUUUCAAUUGUAUUCUGCUGUAACCUAAUAGCUCCUUCAUUUAAAUAUUCCAUGUUUUUGUGAGUGAAGGAUACAUUGCCUAUAUUGCUUUGCCUAAAAGGUGUGAGCAUAUAGGUAGGAGGAAAGGAAUAUUUUGCUUGGAUGCCACUUUUGAUGUUGUAAGGCUUCAGACAAUGAGGAACCCAGAUUCUAGGAAAACAUAGCAAAAUAAGACUUUUAGUUCACUACAGGGACACUUCUCAACAUAGAAUAUUUCCCUUCUUCCACUCUCAUUUCCUCAGUGGAGCUAACAUGACCACAACUUCCCAACUUAAUAGUACAAACCACAAACUGCAGUUUAUUCAGUACCUUUUAGUUUGAAGUGGAUGGAGCUUUCCUUAUCAAUAACAUUGGCUAAAUUGACGUUGCCUUACCCUUUAAAUGGAGUAGUUCUGUCAGCUAAUCAUUUUUCUUUAUCCGCCAACCCUGGGACUAUUUUCCUUAGCAAGAUGUAAUUUGACCAAGGGAAGGCAAACAAAUAGCUAAAUAAUAUCUCUGAUAACCUAUUACACGUAAAAAUCCGCCACAGUUAGCCUGAGUAAACACUAACCUGUCAAGGACUGAUAAAACGGCCUACAAUUGAUGGCCCAAUUUAAGCCAUCUUUUCAGUGGCAAAAACCAGCCUGCUUCUCAUUGUUUGUUUGUGAAAUUCUUAUUUUUUUUUUUGUAGGCAAACAAAUGCACAUUCACUGCUGACUGAAUAGCCCCUUGAACUGUGCUCUGCAAUUUGUGUUUGGGUUAAUCUUGUCGGUUUUAAUAUAGAGAAGUGGGGGGCGGGGAGGGGACAAAGUGCCAAGGAUAGAGUGAAUUGUUAGUGCUUCCACAUCCCCAUUCCUUGCAUUUUGUCAGGAUGAUAAACUGUAAGUAAUGGACAGUCUUGCUUCACAAGAAAACUCGGCCUACUGGAGCAGAAAGAGCUUGCUGAAAUGCUAUCUUGCAGCGCGUUUGGAAGCACUCCUACUUGACAAGGAUUUAUUUGGGAAUCCUGGAGCUUUGCUUCUUAAUCCUAACCAUUAUAGAGUUACAUUGGAGAAACGCAAUAUAUUAUAUAUGAAGAUGCUUGGAGCUGGCUCGCACACUGGAUUAUGUAUCAAAUGGUUGGGUACUUCCUUCUGAGCUAGCAAAUCUGAAAAUGGAACACUUGCACGCCUCUUCUUUGAUAGGACAGGCAAGUAGCAUACCCCAAAACCUUUCAGGUAUUUUUUGCAUUAACUAGGCUGCCAAAGCUCAUAAAAAAUUGCCUGGCAGCGGCCUAGUACUUCCAGCGCUGAGCGAGCCAAGACUGUUCCUUUUAACAGCUAUUUCUGGUUUGCUUUGUACCAGUCAAGCUGAACUUACCAAACCAAAACACUUUGCUUUUUCAGAUUUCAUCUAAAACAUAGGUUUGGAUCCCAGGCCUGCCACGCAUAGGGUAGACCCACUGAAAUCAAUGGCAAUGAAGUUAGCCAUGCCUUCAAAGGAUCUAUUCUAAACAUGGCUAUCUCUGUAUCCAAGCCACGAUUUAGCCACUUACUGCGCAAAGGCAAAGUCCCAGGCAGCACAAAACUUAUUUUAUUUACUAUGCUUGUAAUCCUGUGUAUUUCCUUCAAGGAGCUCCUUCCAACUCUAUGAUUCUCACUCUAAGCUCAAGUCAGUGUGCAUGGUUCUCGCCCACCAUCUUAUCUUCACAACAACCCUUUGAGGUUAGGCUGAGAGGUCUGGGACAGACAAAGAUCACCACUGAGCUUUGUAGCUUGAGUGUGGAUUUUAACAUGGGUCUUCCAGGUGCUGUUCUGAGAACCCUUACCACUAUGCAGCUACACUACACUGGAUUUAGGUAUGUUUAAUCAAUUCAGUGUGGUUUACUCCCAGGUAAAAUGUCUAUAGGAUUGCAGCCUUCAAAUGCUGUAUGUUCCUUACAAGGUUUGCAAGACGUUAGCAUCUUACAUUUGGUGACUCUCUUAAACAUCUGCGUGAAACUUAGAAAAUUUAUUGACUGUCGUUUUUCGACGGUCAGUUAGAACACACGAUCGGUCGCAAUCAAAAUUGCUGUAAUUACAGCAAUCAUCUCAAAGCCUCUUAUCUGUAUGCCUUCUAAAGUGAAGUUGCAUGCACAUGCUUCUUACCUGGGAGAAAGUCCAAUUAAACUCAGUGCGCCUAUUUUUGAUUAGACAUGUCUAGGAUCACAUUGCCAGUUCAGUAAAGGUAAAUUGCUAUCGUAUAAACUUGAAAGUGAAAUCAUAAUAGGAAAAGGCGCUCCCCACCCUUUGUCCUAUUUUAAGGGCCACAGAACAACUUUCUGCUCAGGAAACAGUUCUUGAAUAGGAAAUUGGUAGAAAGUUUACCUCAGGAUAAGUCUCUGUGAGAUGUUGCACCUUUAGGAAGUCUGUUAGAGAUGCUACAAUUAUGUGGGUUUUUGUGGUAGAUGGGUACAGAUCUAGUCUUAAACAAGCUUGGCUACUUACAACUUUACUGGUGCAAGCAAAAGACAUGAUAUUCUGGGAAAGAAAAGUGUUCAGAACUCCAUUUCCCCCCCAAUUCAUUUAUGGCCUUUAUGUAAACUUGCCAUUAGCAUGAUGUGAGGAAGGCUUGAGUGGUUAAACAGUUUGAUUAAAGCAUGGGGACUUAAUAACUUUAAAUGCCGUGCUUGGAACUUAAAAUGUUUUCAUAUUUUCAAGUUAUAGAUUCCUCUCCCCCCCCCCAAUUUGUAUCUGGCAAAUGUAAAGUAGACUGCGGGGGGGGGGGGCGGUGUGAUGGCCCAAGACAGUGUAAGAACUGCUUGGAAAGAGAAUUCCCGUGGCUCCAUUGUUUCUCUGCAAAGCUGGUGCACACAAAGACAUAACGCUAUUCAUCCCUUCACCCAUGAUGGAAAAUGUAAACCGUUGACACGGUCCCUCUUGUUUAACUUGUUUAAUUCUCAUUUUAAAUUCAGUAGUAUAGCGGCCGUGUGAACUCUGGAGAUUUCUUUGGUAAUCCAUUUUGUAGUUCCGAAUCAAAAACAAAGUGAAAAGGUCUGACACAAUUUGCUUUUAUUUUUAGGCAAAUCAACCCUGCUCCUAGUUAAUAAGGGGAUUACAACCCAGACUAGGCCUUUACAGAUGUAAUGUAAAUCAAGGGCAGGGUAUAAAGAAAGUGAUCCCCUUUGAUUGAAGUAUGGUAAAAAGGCAUAGAGAAACUAGCAGCGGUAAUCUGAUUGUAUGGCAAUAAAACCACCAUUUUCUGUCUUUCAGAUAAAAAUAAUGUGGUAAAUCCAUGCAGCUCAUAAGAUGUAAAGGCAGAUAAAGGGGGAUGCCAUGGCAACAUAUAGAUUAGCUUGAUGUUAGAAAUGACACGUCUAUGAAAGGAGAAACUAAGGGUCUUGCUUCGGGGCUGCAAGGUAUUAUGUGAGAAUUGCAAAAAAAACUUGGGGGCUGGGAUUAGGAAGUAUGAAAGGCCUACUUGUAGCCUGGCUGGUUGAAGCAGUAAAGAAAAGCUGCUCAGUUCUUGCUCAUUGGUAGCGUAUAAUAUGGUAAAGGUAGAUUUCAUUUACUGCCCUUUUUUAUUGCUCGAGAUUUGGGCUGAUUAAAACUUCGGAUCACUGCAAUUGUUCUGGCGUAGAAGUUUUUCCUUUUUAACUCCUGGCCCAGCGGCGACGGUCAUUCUGUAGGAUUAGCUGCACUUGGGAGUUUGUUUCCUUAAUCUAUUUGGGAUAUUCAGGCAGGGACAUGCUGGCAAGGAACAGAGAGCAGAGAGGAUAGGUGGCGUUGAGGUUAUCUGAAAAGAAAAGAGAGGAGGCUUUUGAUUCUAGCCAUCUUUCAGACAGGGCCCUUGCAGCUCACACACCGCAGGAGAAGCUAAAAUAAACAUUCCACAUUGUCCUUUCCCCUUGGCCAGAUGAUCCUUCUAGAGAUAUUUUUUUUUUAAAAAUGUUUCUUAUUUCGCAACCCCUGAGAAGAGAAAAGAAGUGGAGAAAUCCUUCUUUACAUUUUUCCAGACACCCCAAAUAAACUUGCAAGCGCUUAAUCCAGGUGGCAUUUAUUUCUGAAGGGCUGAAGCCUGAAGCUCGAAUUCCACGGUGGACCUACUUCACUUUGGAAACAGUUGGAUCAAACUCUUUUGCAUUAAUUUCAAUGGAAUUAGGCCAGCAUAAAGGAAGUUUACCCCUGCUGACUGCCAUAUAUCCUUAGGGCUUGUAGUAGCUGUAAAAGUAAGAAAAGAAAUGGUCGCUGCUGCACGCAUUCUUCAGUACAUCUGCUUUUAACUGCCCUUUAUAAAAUAACUUAAGACUCCUGUCUUGCUAGAGCCCUCACAGUUAGUAAAAAGAAGCCAAAAGCUAGUCAACUAUUAUUACAUAAUGAGCCACCAUAUUACAGAUGAGAAGCUCCUUCUUUUAUCACUUGUCUGUGUGAUAGAAAAAGCCAAAUAAAUUGUAAGGCUACACAUAGAAAAACAAAAGGCAAUUGGUGUAAAGUAGAUCAUGGAGUAAGUCUGGCAAAAACCCACAUGUCAGCACUUCCUUGCUAGCUGUAAUAUGUUGUUACUGCGCUUUAGAGUUUUGGCAUGUUGAGAGAAAGCCAACUGAUUUCAACCCCCCUCCAAACCUGCAGCGUUUUUCUUUCCUUUUGCAGAACCUCUUCGAAACAUUCUUUUGACCCAUAACCGUUUUUCCAAACCCAAAAUUGACAUGCUGCUCAAAGUUAAUAUGGUUUAAUAAAUGCAUUGGUGAGGGUUGAGUGUAUUUGUGUAAUGUCUAAAGUCUCAUGCACAGCGAUGUUCUCCAGUGUCCCAGCUUAACCUUCAGAAAUCUAUAGCAAAAGAUCCAUUUCUGCUGCAGAUACUAUGCAAAGCUCAGGGGCAAUGCCCUCUACUUUACAGGCUGGUCACAUCCAAGCACCUUGCAUUCUGCAUUUGACAAUGAUUGCUAAUGGGCUAUUCAACUAAAGUAUUUGCUUGUUCACAGGGAACAGGGCAUGAUAAAUGUCCAGCAAGCUUGCGGCCUCCUUUAGCUUUUCAAAUGCAGACUGGUGCAUAUUUAUGGAAGGCAAAUCACAAAAGAAGCAGCUGAAUUACUCUGGCCUUACCCUUUCUGUUGGAACAAGGGUUAAAGUGAUUAAAGAAAUAAUGCAAGAACCAAUGUCAUUUGUUUGCUAACCAUUAUCCAACAUUUAGCUUUCGAACCUACCUGUCAUGUCACAUUUCAGAAACCUCACAGAUAAAACUGUGCACAUUUAAUAUUGCAUAGGAGAAGAGGAAAUUGUUUAUGAAGUGCUUCCUGAGCAGUAGCCGUCAAGCAGGCUUCUUUAUGUCAUCCCCUCUUGAAAGCAAGUGUGGAUUCAAAUCUUAACAUUGUACUUACCUGUAUACACGUCUUCCAAGUGCAGUACAUGAAAUUUUGCAGCUGGGAGAUAGUGCUUUCUGUUGCAAAGCAUAUUCACAACACACAAAGGAAGCCAUUAGCGCUUGAUCUGUUGCUGUAACUAAUUUUUCUCUUAAAAGCAGCAAAUUUUUGUGGCUCUCGUUUGUCCAUUCCCUUCUUUUAAAACAAACAAACCCAUAAAUUGAGACUGUUUUACAUUAAGGGCCCACAGAACAACUUCUGCACGCUGGACAUGCCAUCAUUUUAAUGAUACCGAAUUAUGUUACCAUUGCAUUCCUCUGAGGUCAGUGGAAAUCUGGGUCUAACUCAGUUUUGGAGACAGUAUGUUGUAGCAGUCAAUUUACCUUUUGCUUUGCAAUCCAAAUGUUUUGUCCGUUUCGGAAGGAAUGGUUUGACUCCAAUUAUAGAAAUAUUUAUAAAAUGUAAGUGUUUACACAUGUGUGUUGUGUGUUGUGUGAAAGGCCACAAUUCAGGCUUUUUGGAUUAUGGUUUUUCCCCCUGUAGUACAUGCCCCUCUGAACUAUUGAGUACCCGAGUCAUACAGCAGUCUAAUAAAUGCAUUUCCAUACUUGCGUUGAAAUUAAUGUGAAGCUUGGAUCCAAGUGACUCUGGUCAUGAUGAUGCUGAAAGUUUAAGGGUCUGCAGCAUGCGAUGGGUGAUGCAGUGAAGCAUUGCUAUGCUUAAAUGUACCCUCCAGCCCAUCCACCUUGGGUCUUCACUGCAUCAGAUGUUUAGACCCAGAUUGCACAGGUUGCUUUCGUCCAAUCUCUGAGAGCACUUUGGGUUAUCCAAUCCGUUAAAAGAAACAUUAUCAUUAACAUAUUGUUACAACAUUUUUCAAAAGACAUGCGUAAUUAAGUCCUCAAGUCAGCUCCCAUUAGAAUAAUUGGAAAUACAUUAGGAGUUGGGUUAAAAACAAAAAAGAGAAGAAAAGCUGGAUCAGCUCCUAAAAAGUUUACAGUAUUUAAGGAGUUGAAAUUCUGUUUCCUGCUGAUUCACAGCUGUUGCAAUUUACUUUACAGGAGUUAUAACAUAGCUAAUAUGUAGUACAAAGUAGCCAGUUUAACUAAAAAAAGAACUUGAGUGGAUUUGAUAAAUGGUGCAGUAUCCAUGUCCUGUAUAGCGUGUCUACACUAAGAUUACAGCAGAGGAAACAUUGCGAACAUUGCUGCAGAUUCUUCCUUUGCUUGCUUUCCGUAAAAGUUCAACACAACAUCUGGACAUCUUUGACCUGUAUCUAGUGAUAACAGUUAGAAGGUAGCAGGGUGAGUGGAGCAGUGAAAGUUUGUUUUUAUUUCUAGUCAAGUGUACUUUACAGUGUAACGUGUAAACAAAACAUACACGUAGCAGACUACUUAAUGCUAUUAUUAUUAUUAUUAUUAUUAUUAUUAUUAUUAUUUAUUAUUAUUUUAUUUAUAGCCCGCCCAUCUGGGAGGCUUCCAACAAAAUAUUAAAAUACAGUAGUGCAUCAAACAUUAAAAGCGUCCCUAAACAGGGCUGCCUUCAGAUGUCUUCUAAAAGUCUGGUAGUUUUUCUCUUUGACAUCUGGUGGGAAGGCUUUCCACAGGGUGGGCGUUCCACAGGGCCCUCUGCCUGGUUCCCUGUAACUUGGCUUUAACCUGGAAGCAGCAAAAUGCCAUAUUUUAAAGUUUGAAUAAGUUGCCUUCAUAUAGCUGCUUCUUGCCCAGAAUGAACUAUAUAAAGGCUGAUGGGUUUAUUUCUCCUCAUUGUGCCCAAAGAGUUUAAACAACGCUUGCGAAACUGCAGAGCUAUUAAAAGGAAUAGACAAGAAUAAACCCCAGAGUCACAUCCUCUAGGAUCUUCCAGCUAUCAGUGUCAGGUUUGUGCUGCAUUAUUAAUCCUUGGUUAAUAAAUCGCAUCGGACUGAUUACCCUUCUUCUGAAGCUGUGGCGGAAAGUUACGUAUAACAGCCAGCUUGACUUGUAUUAAAAGCUUGUGUGUGCCCUUUUAGAAUUAGAGAUGCUUCGGAACACACCAUUCUAUUCUGGAUAUAGAAACUCCUGCCAGUUGUGUGAGCGGAACAUCCAGAUGUGUCCAGAACGUUUUGUAUUCAGCAAAAUCCAAUGCCUCAAAUUGAGACUUAAGUCCAUCCUGGUAGUUGUCUACAGUAAUCCAAUAACAAAUUGGGAUGUACGUAUUCUUAUUUUUAUACAGCAUUAUUGAUGGGGUUAGCCAACGUGGUGCCCAUGAGGCCUUCAACUGGCACCUGCAUAGUGUCUUAGCACCGUCUCCACUAAUGAAAAGUGUGCAGUUAAAGGUGGAAGUUGGAAGAGUGAAGUUCUCUUCCACGUCUUUCUAGGCACAUUUUCAUCAUACCAGAUCAAGCUUUAACCCAGAUCUCAUGGGAAAGUAAAGCAUGUGUACAUGCAGUUUCUCUUUUUCUUUCUGUUGUUGUUGGUGGGGUGAUCUGGAGGUAUAAAGGUAAAGGGUAAAGGUACCCCUGACCAUUAGGUCCAGUCAUGGCCGACUCUGGGGUUGUGGUGCUCAUCUCGCUUUAUUGGCUGAGGGAGCCGGCGUACAGCUUCCGGGUCAUGUGGCCAGCAUGACUAAGUCGCUUCUGGCGAACCAGAGCAGUGCACGGAAACGCCGUUUACCUUCCCGCCGGAGCGGUACCUAUUUAUCUACUUGCACUUUGACGUGCUUUCGAACUGCUAGGUUGGCAGGUGCAGGGACCGAGCAACGGGAGCUCACCCUGUCGCAGGGAUUCGAACUGCCGACCUUCUGAUCGCCAAGUCCUAGGCUCUGUGGUUUAACCCACAGCGCCACCCGUUUCCGAUCUGGAGGUAUUCAGGGAGAGAAUUCACCAGAGGGGGUGUUUCCCACAGGACUCCAAUCAAAUUUUGCAAGGCAUGCUUAUACUGUAUAUUUAAAAGAUGUAUAUAUUUAAAACAUCUUUACCCCCUUUCGCCACUGCUUGAGGCAGCUUGAAUGGAGAACUGAUGUUACCGGGCAGCCUCUGUAUAACUAAAAUAAACAGCAUUGUGAAAUGUUGCAACAUAAGCAAGAAAAGUCAGUUCCCUACCUGUGGUGCUUCCCAUCUAAAUUUGGCACAGGGCUGGAGGGAAGGAAUAUUUUUUAGCCAGACAGGCCAGACUGUUGUCUUCCCAACCCUUCAUGGGCCAAGUUUGACAAGUGGGAGGAGCUGCCCACCCGUCAAAUCACCCAACAUUGCAAUAACAUCAGGCAGCGGUUUUUGCCCACAGGGGUCCUCAUAAGCUUGUUCAAAGCGCAGGGCAAGGUUGCACUUUGAGAGAAACUUCUGAAGGCUUCUUCAGAAGCCUCUCUCAAAGCACAACUCAUAUUGAUUAAAUUUUUUAUGUAUAUAUUUCAACAAUCCCAAAGUUUGAGUGUGAGGAGCGUAGAUGUAAAGGUGGAGUGUCAUGGUUAAGUUGGCUGUUCUGCUGAAGAGCGCUUAAAUUCUUUAUGCACAUUGUCUCUAGAAAAUGACAUUGCAAGGAAACUCUCAGAGGAUGAAACUGUAGGUGCGCAGCUUGCUAGAAAAACCAGAAAAAGAGUAUUUUUGCAAACGUGCUUCAUGUUAUAUGAGAUAAUUCAGUAGAGCAAGUUUAAUCAAGAUUGGAGAUGUAGUAGUUACAUUUAAAAAAAAUGUGGUGAUCUGUCGUGGAACAAUCCCACUGAACCGUGGUUACCCAGACCUUGACUCUGAUUGCGAAGGGGCCCCCGUAAAAAUUCAGGGCCCCCAAAAUGUAGGUCCACUACAGAAGUUAGGUAGGAGUGACUUAGCAAAAUGGCAUAAUGGGCCAAAUGGAGAGACUUGGUGGGCUGAAAGUUCCCCUAGCCCUGGUAUGGGGGAAUGCAUUGGGGGGUGGGAGAAUACUAUUGAGACAAUGGAUGUGCACAAAUGCGGUGAAUUAUGUACUUGGGCAUGGACGUUUCCUUUGGUGCAUAAUUCCAUGCUGACCAAAAUGUUUUGCGCAUGCUACCUUUGAUGAGUCUUAACCAUGCUGGGGCGAAGGCAGAAACCACCAAGAGCCCCCUCCCCAUUUCCUAUUGUGCAGAGUGAUUCUCUUCACCACAAGCCCACUGCUCUUACCAGAGGUCUCAGAGGCAGGAGAAAGGUCUCCUCUUGCUUCUGUAAAUUCCAACAUAGUGAAAUGUCCUUUGGUUUCAGGUUACUUCAUUUCACAGACAACUCUUGAGAGAAGGGUUGUUUUUUGUGUGUGGAUCCUUCAUGGCAUUGGAAGCGACUGAGUUUGUGAACCCUAGGAUGAGUUGUGUCCAUUUCUCGAUUACCCAGCCAUGCGCCUCGGGGUGCCAUGCCAUUUUGCCAGUUGGAAUUCUUGCUGCUCUAGCAGGGUAGUCGUUCUGCAGAGCGCCAGCUCACAAUGCCAGCAUAAUGUCACCAGCUGUGAUGUGCUGCUGCAGGAGCUAUUGGGCCUCGCCCUAAGCACACAUUUGGCAUGGAAAAGGGGAAGCAAACAAAUCGACUUCAUUUUGCAACAAGCUAGCACAGUUCACUCCUGAACAUCAAAACCUUCAUUAAAGCUUACCUGCUUUGGCAAGUGGGGUUCAAGGAGUCUGGGCAGUCCUGUAGUUAAAUCUGCACAUUGCUGUACUGCUGGCUCUCAUUGAGUGAGGUAUCUUCACUACAGGUCUACUUCGGCUGGUGCUUACCAUCUGUUUAACUGGUACCCAAGCAGCGGUUGAUUUGUAUGCCUCAGUGGGCAAAAUUGCCAUUUGGCAUUAGCAUCACCUUGACUCCUGCGAGGGGCUCUGCCGUCCUUUUGCGUCUUCUGUCCACACUCCAGUUGUUUUCUUCACAUUUAAUUAAUUUUCAGUUUUAUUUCAGGAGCAGUCUGGUUUAGUCAUUCUACAGAGCUUAACCUUUAUCUCUCCCCCCACCCUUUUUCUUUUCUCAAGGUAAUUCUAGAUUUUAUUAGUGAGCUGAGCAGGGAAAAAUCAUGUUGGCUGGCAAGGCAGCCAAGCUGUGUGAGAGAAGGGUUUUUGUUUUAGCAGCACAAUCCUAUGCACCAUCUACCUGGAAGUUAGUUCCAUUGAGUUCACACCAUGAGCAGCUCAUUGCAAGCAGCAACAGUCGCCUGAUUGUUGACACUUGUCAACUGCAUGGGCAAAGACAUGUCACCUGGUCAUAGCUGUCAACUUUUCCCUUUUCUUGUGAGGAAUCCUAUUUAGAAUAAGGGAAUUUCCCUUAAAGAAAAGGAAAACGUUGACAGCUAUGCACCUGGUGCCAUUAUUAUUAUUAUUAUUUAUUAAAUCUGUAUACAGUUGUAUCUCAGCUCCCGAAUGAUCGAAAACCGGAAGUGAGUGUUCCAGUUUUUGAACAUUCUUUCGGAACCCGAAAGUCUGGUGGGGCUUCCGCGGCUUCCAAUUUGGAAGUCGAAUGUUUUGGAAGUUGAACAGACUUCCGGAACGGAUUCUGUUCGACUUCUGAGGUAUGACUGUACAGCUCUUCCUCUGAAGAUCACUGGGCGGUUCACAAUACACAAUAUAAGCAUGUCCCAUUCUGCCCCCCCAAAGGGCCUGCGUAUCAUUUGGACCCACUUAAAAUGGUUGCCCCCUGUAUAAAAAUAUAAAAUGAGAACAUCAAAUGCAAUAACCCCCUUCCCACAAACACAUUUAAAAGGCCCUAGAAUGUUAAUCAGCCAAAGGCCUGGGUAUAGAGAAACAUCAUUGUGAUCUGAGGAGAUUGAAAUGUGGGUGACCCCAUGGGCAUAGCCAAUUAAAGCAAUAGAAAUACUUAACUAACUGACCAAUCAACUGUCCCCCUAACAAAAGUUCUGCCCCCCAUAGGAUUCUGGCUACACCCAUGGGUGACCCCACCUGCCUUUCAAACUUAGUCCACAGAGACCGGGUGGGUGGGUGGAAUAGGUUAGGCCUACUGGCCAAAUUCUGUUCCUUACACUGGCACACACCAUAGGCUUUUAUCAUCCAGAAGCAAAGCACCACACACCUGCGUCCAGAUGCACAACUCCCGUGCCUGAGUCACUGCCUAAUUUGCUUCACACCCUUGGGAGAGAUGGUUCCAGAUAAACACUUGGCAAGACAGGAGGAAUCAAAAAUAGGCUCAGCAGAAGGUUUUUCCGGUGGACCCAAUUCUGUUCUCCCUCACCCACACACAGGAAUUGUGACACAAAGCCAUUGUUUUCAUUAGCCCUGGCCUGUGUGUAAUAAUGAACUGGCUUUGUCCUUUUUGAGCCACCACAAUUGGACAUCACAAGGAUUCCAUAUUGGACAAGUCUUCAGUGAGAGCAUACGGCCUCAAAUGUUUUUGUUGUUCAUUUUUGGCUUCUAGCAGUCUACGGUGUUAAAUAUAUUCUGGGUGCAUCUGUGGGCGUGUUCUUGGUGUUUUUAGAUGUACACUUCUGCUGUUUUACAUGUACAGUGGUACCUCGGUUUAAAAACAGUCCGGUUAAGAACGAUUUGGUUUACAAACUCCGCAAAACCCGAAACAGUGUCUUGGUUUGAGAACUUUACCUCAGUCCAAGAAAGGAAUCUGAAUGGUGGAAGGGCACCAGCGGCGGGAGGCCUCGUUAGGGAAAGCGCACCUCGAUUUGAGAACAGUUUUGGUUUAAGAACGGACUUCCAGAACGGAUUAAGUUCCUAAACCGAGGUACCACUGUACACCUAAAAAUGUUAAAAAUGGUUUCUUGUCAAAGUACUUGGGAAGCCGCACAUGAAAAAGCAAAUGGAGGUUUGUGUUUUUCCUGUGUGUGAAGCACCAAUUUUGGGUCCCAGCGAACUAUGCAGCCCAAACUGUGAUGUGCUUGCUUGUAUAUGAGGUGUGUGCCGGUGCCUAACACAGCACCACAGGAUACAAGGUGUAUUGUGGUGAUGGUGUGUUCCAUGGUUGUAUAGAUGGCGGGCUAUAAUAAACACCAUGUUCUUUUAUUUGUUUUCGCCUUUAAAGACAACCUUUUUGUUCCAUCUUGCAAUUCUUUUCACAUUUCUUCUGCCAAAGUUGUAGUAAAUUCACUGACUAGGAAACUGGGUUAGAUCAAGAUUUCACAUGAAGGAUUUAGAUUUGGUUUUCUUUUGGCUCUUUCCUAACAAAUCUUCCCUACAGUGUUUUUUGGUGUGUGUUUUUUUAAAGUUGACGAUGGAUAAACAGUUUGAAUGGGAAUACUUUGACACAAAGAUGUUUGGGAACUCUACAUGUAAAUUCUAAAAUUUACGUGAAAUGGAUUUGAGGUUGAUUCAUUCACUUUAUAUAUGCACAUUCUCAAUUACCUCAGGAGAUCUGCAUGAUGAGUACCCUUCUCUGGGUAAAAAGAAGCUUGAUUUCUGUACUGGCUGAACCCUGCAAUUUUAAUUUUUUUGAGGCUUGUGACUGUGUGUAUCUUUUGGGCCUAGUAUUCACAAGUGUGGUAUUACAAGGCGACUGCAAUAAUCAGUUUGCAUAGGGGCAGGGGAAAGUAAGUUUUGGUGUGAAUUGGCCACAACUGCUGACACUGCCAUUGUUAGAAAUGACUGGUGCUACACAUCCCAGCUUGAAAACAAGUGUGCUUAAGGAAGCUUGUGGUUUCUUCAACUAGGCAAAAACCACAUGCUCUCUUUCUCUCAAGGAACAGCAAAACCAGUACCUCUUCUGACACAUAGUCAGUGCUUGAACAUUCCAGCCAAAGGACAAGGGAGUCCCCACCCUCUUUUGUUCUUGCUGUGUGACUCAGAACAAGACUGCACAGGUGCUGACAAAUUGUAAUUAAGAGGAAGGAGUCUCAAAACUUUUAAGGGUUGCCUCCUUACACUCUUACGUCUUGAAAAGGGGAUUUCUGAAUAAGGGACGCUGAGCUUCUGCUAGACUGCCACAGUCUUGUUGCAUUGUCUCUACCAGCUUGGGCUUGUGAUUUAUUGUGCCCUUUAAAAAGUGCACUCUGGCAGAUACCAGCUGGUCUCUCUGCAAGCUUGGAAAGAGCUGAGAUUCAGAACUUUUGAAAAGAGGUGCUUGCUAGGCUUACUCUCCACUCUCUCUUCUUACACACUUAAAUCUUUACAUCUUUGCAAGGAAAGGGCGUUUCCUGCUUCCCAGAUUGCAGAGCUCCCACAAGAAUUCUCUUGAGUCAAGAUAUAUAUAUCUUUGCAGCAAGCUAUGGUGCAGAGUAUUUUUAUUUUAUUUUAGGUACUGUUUUGGCAAAUUUGCUGCCAUAAUUUAGACAGAAUAGCCAUAAAACGAUCUGUGCAGUAUAUUUUGAAUAGUGUGCAUGCGCUUUGAUGCAGCAUCAAGCUCUAUAUUGUGGCUACAAUACAGAAUGUCAGUCUUUAUAUUGAAAGGGAGUCUGCUUUCAUUGCAGUGCAGGUUCGGUUGCACAGUGCUGUAGGCAGUGAAAUUUAAUAUUAUUGUGACUUGUUUAGUAAUUUUAGGAUGACAGAAGGAAAUGGAUUAAAGUUUAAAUAUAAAGGCACACAUGGCUUUUGUCAAAUGGAAUCUGAGGUUACUUACGGAGGGAGUGCCUUCUUUCCCAUUGUCAGUAUGAAUUAGUAGUUUUCAAAUAAUCAGCCGCUAGGCGGUAGAUUCAGUGUCUUGUCGUAGAAAAAAAGGAGGUUUACAGAGGCAUGGUCACACAUACAGACCUGACAGUGAAGUUACAGUUCAUAGCUGUUGAACUGGUUUGGUGCUGUAGGCUUUCAGAAUUUGGGUUUCUCAUUCAUUGUGCACUUGCAUUAAAAUAUUUUUUUUGUUCGUUUGCCACUAUAUAAAGACCUGGCUGGGGUGUGGGGGGAGAAAUAGCUAUAUGCAUUUAAUACUAUACCCUUCAGACUCUGCAAAUACAGCCUUGUGGCCUCCCAGAGCAUUGCCUCCUUGCUAUGUCUUUCUUUCUGUAACUAUAACAAACCAGUCCCGACUGUUUUGCCUUGGAAAUGUCCGAAAGUAGGUUUGCCUGAAAUAACAGGAAAGACCCCCAAGUGCGGAUGUGCCUAUACAAAGGCAGGUGAUUUCUGUUUAACCCCCUAGUCACUGACUUGUUCUGCAGCUGCUUGAAAUGAAUUGGCUCACCAUCCUUACGGUUUGCAUCUUUGGCAAUUACUAUAAUGCUUCAGAACACAGCGUUUGACAGCCUAUUCCUGUGUGAACCUACAGCUCUGUUGCCCUCUUGUUAUCUUGCUAGUAUUUAGAACAGUGCAUUCAUGCUCAAACCUGUUCUAAUGUUACAAGUGCAAAAGGGGGCAGUAAAGUGCUAUCCAGAAAAUGCUAUCUUUUUGAAGAGUGGGGAUCUGCUUUUUUUUAUUGCAGAUACUCAUUUUACUCUCUAUUUGUUAUCUCAGUUAUUCAUUGGUUAGUUAUUUUAGGGGACACUUUUCUGCAUUUAGUGGUUUUUAAGUGUAGUGGAUGUGUGUUUGCAAAAGACUUACCAAUUUUAACAAUAAAUGCAGUGGCGGGGAAUGGUACUUCAGCUCCUGUCUGAAGUUGCUUUGCCCUUUUAUUUUUUCCCCUCUUUUUGCAAACGGCCAGAACUCUUCUGUACACACACGUGUCUGACAAAGUGCUUUUGCAAAGAGCUUCAAUCAGUUAACAGUUUCUCUUAUGUGUGCUGUACUUCCAGCACUGUAUUCCUAUGGAAACUAUGUCCCCCCCUCCACAAAAGAGGGGAAGAACGUUGAGAGUUGGGGCUGACAUGAGAUGUGGAGAAGUAAAAUGUGGAGUGGUGUCAAGGAGUCAAGUGUUGGGCUCUUGGCCAGAGGUGCAUGCAUGAUUCAUCAAGAAGUGGUAGGAAUGAGCAUCUAAUUGCCCUCCAUUUACCAAUUACUUUUUCCAUCUGCUCAUUCUGUGGGGCCAGUUCAUCUCUAUAAGGACAUGCCCAUGAUUUUACUAAAGGUGUACAGUGGUACCUCGGGUUACAUACGCUUCAGGUUACAUACGCUUUGGGUUACAGACUCUGCUAACCCAGAAAUAGUACCUCGGGUUAAGAACUUUGCUUCAAGAUGAGAAUAGAAAUCGUGGCAGCGGGAGGCCCCAUUAGCUAAAGUGGUGCUUCAGGUUAAGAACAGUUUCAGGUUAAGAACAGACCUCCGGAACGAAUUAAGUACUUAACCCGAGGUACCACUGUACUAUGUAUGUAUAUGUAUACAUAUCUGUGCACGUAAGGGGGAAAAAAGUAUACUGUAUGCAUAUGUUGGUAUGAUUCCCUAUCCCCACCUGCAGAGCAGGCAAAUACAAUAUUAUAGUGUGAUGUUCAGCAGUGAAUUCUGGGGAAUGCAGCUUCCUGCUGUGUCGAUUGGUGGUUUUCUGAUGGUGGCAUGAGGCCACUGCAGUUGACAAGAUUCAUAUGGCUAAAAAAAAAAAAAAGUUACCAGGGUGAUAAUGCAAUUCUAAAAUAGAAUAUUCAUCAUAUCCAUAAAGCAUUUUUUUUUCAUUUAGUAGACCAAAAAAUAAAAAAGACACUGCUGCGCAUUAGCUUGUUCUUUGUGGGAGCUGAAAUUGAUUUAGCAAAUGGAACAAAGCUCUCUAGUGCGACAAGUACUUACAGCAUUCCAGUAAUUGCUCAGCAGAAUAUUGCAAAAAUAAUAAAUAAUAAAAUGAAAAUAGUUGUGAUGUUACUAUGUAAGGAGGUCAUUUGUAAAAGUACCAUUCAUAACUCAUCAUUUUCAGCUAAAACAGGCUGUCCCUGCCCCGCCCCCCAGUAAAUGAUGUGUGAACUACAUACCUCCCAAUUCACAUUUGUUUAAAUCUUAGAUACCCAACGUAAAACAGUCUUGGCUAUAUGAGAGUAGUGCAGGCGGGACAAGAUUCUGUAUAUAGUUUUUCAUUUGGGAAAAGCUCUCAGCAAAUGAUAGUGUUGCAGUGGGAAGAUCAUUAAGCGUGCUGUAUUGCUGCCAGUCUCUAGGUUCAAAUUCAUGUGUUAAAAGUAUUGCAUGAAGAUUUAGCCUCUCCUCAUGUUUUUACAAUAAAGUGGUACCUCAGGUUAAGUACUUAAUUCGUUCCGGAGGUCCGUACUUAACCUGAAACUGUUCUUAACCUGAAGCACCACUUUAGCUAAUGGGGCCUCCUUCUGCCGCCGCGCUGCUGGAGCACGAUUUCUGUUCUCAUCCUGAAGCAAAGUUCUUAACCUGAAGCACUAUUUCUGUGUUAGCGGAGUCUGUAACCUGAAGCGUAUGUAACCUGAGGCACCACUGUAAAUAUAUUGUCCUGCAAUGUGCAUUUAAAGAAAUGUUUUUCCUUUCUUACAUUUAGCAAGUAAACAAGAGGCGAUUUACUAAACACACUCUAUCAGUUGUAACCUCUUGGAUGUAAACUAUUAGGCCCAGUUCAUUUCAGUGUCUUGAUGUUGGAAGACCCUGCAUAGUGUAAGUUCGGUUGUCAAUAUCCGCCUAGCAAAAUGGGCUUAUGAAGACCCUUCAGCGCAAAGUACUGCUGCACAGAACUGUUGUGGGAGGACUAGGAGAGUGACAUUGUAAUAUUUUUCACAUAUGAUGAUAAAGGUAUCCUCGAGCUCUGCUGGUCUCGCUUGUAUACCCACACGAAUGUGUUCAUGUGGGAUCAAGAAGGCAUCUUGAAAUAGGAUGUGCAUUUGUAGCCAGUAUAAAUACUGCUCUGUAUUCUCAAGUGAAAACACACUUCUAGUCCCGUGUGUGAAAAUAUUCUCAGAGUGAAGUAGGCUGGUGAUUGAGGUUGGGCGGUAGUUUUGUAGCUGAUUCAGGGUAAAGGUAAAGGUAAAGGGACCCCUGACCAUUAGGUCCAGUCAUGACCGACUCUGGGGUUGCGGCGCUCAUCUCGCUUUAUUGGCCGAGGGAGCCGGCGUACAGCUUCCGGGUCAUGUGGCCAGCAUGACUAAGCCACUUCUGGCAAACCAGUGCAGCGCACGGAAAUGCCGUUUACCUUCCCGCCGGAGUGGUACCUAUUUAUCUACUUGAACUUUGACGUGCUUUUGAACUGCUAGGUUGGCAGGAGCAGGGACCGAGCAACGAGAGCUCACCCCAUUGCGGGGAUUCGAACCACCGACCUUCUGAUUGGCAAGUCCUAGGCUCUGUGGUUUAACCCACAGCGCCACCCGCGUCCCUGAUUCAGGGUACACCUGGCUUAUUGGGGGGUGUGGGGGCAGGCCCUGUGUGUGGCAACAAUGCAACAAAACAACACCGCCACAAACUGGCUUAUAAGUAUAAAAUCAAAUUUACUAGAAUAAUAACUAGAAUAGAGAUAGACUUGUAACCACUCAAGCAACAAACAUACUAAGGUGCUAUGUGCAAAACAAAGCCUGGAGAUACUGUAAACAUGGAGUGGAUAAAUGUACAACUGUAUCUUAACAAGUUACAUGUGCAAUAAAUGUUUAUUCUAGUUAUUAUUCUAGUAAAUUUGGUUUUGUACUUAUAAGCCAGUUUGUGGUGGUGUUGUUUCAUUGCAUUAUUAUUACUGUCGCCGCAUUUGAUGCUUUGUGUAUAUACUGUGUGUGGCAAAGCAGCCCAGGCCUUUGAAGGAGCCUGCUGAAUCGUUGUUAAUCUGGCUAGUUUUAUCUUUGUCUGUUUUAUUUUGUAUUAAUGCUUAUUUUCUAUUGAUUUUAAUGUAACCUGCUCUGGGAUUAGGGCUGGGCAAUAUAUCGUCCAAAACAGAUUUGAAGUCCAAAUCAUGAUAUUGUGUUUGUGUGUGUGUGUGUGUGUGUGUGUGUGUCUGUGUGUGUUAUGGAAAAAAGAAUCACAAUGCAGGAAAAACCGUGAAGCCAGGCAAUUCCUCUCCAUACCUCCAUCCUUAUUUCAGACAUUGUGACAUACCAGUGUAUCGUGAUGUUUAGCUGGUUAUAUAUCACAAUGUUGAAAACCAGAUAUCGCCCAGCCCUAUCUAUCUGGGAUUCCCUUGGCAAAGAAGUACAGUGGUACCUAGGGUUACAUACGCUUCAAGUUACAUUCAGGUUACAGACUCCGCUAACCCAGAAAUAGUGCUUCAGGUUAAGAACUUUACUUCAGGAUGAGAACAGAAAUUGUGCUCCAGCCACGUGGCAGCAGCAGGAGGCCCCAUUAGUUAAAGUGGUGCUUCAGGUUAAGAACAGUUUCAGAUUAAGAACGGACCCCCGGAACCAGUUAAGUACUUAACUUGAGGUACCACUGUAUUUCAUAAAAAUGCAUAAAGUUCAGUAACCAUGGGAACUAGAAAACACUGGGAGAGGCAGAGUACACCUAAACAGCUGGGGAUUUUUUUAAAAAAGUCAUUUGGGAAGAGAGAGAUUACAGAAGAGUUGAGGCAUGUACAGAUGCAGCAUCUGUAGUGUAUUGGAAGUCUUCAUACUCCUGUGGCAAAUGAUACACAUGGGUUGUUUCCUGCUAUUUCAUGUUUGUCAUAAUAUGUAUAUUACUUGGCAUCCUGACACAGUAGAGGAACAGCCUUCCCACACUCUUUUACCACACAGGUAAUACAGUGGUACCUCAGCUUAUAAACACUUCAGGUUACAGAUUCCGCUAACCCAGAAAUAGUACCUUGGGUUAAGAACUUUGCUUCAGGAUGAGAACAGAAAUCAUGCUCUGGCGGCGCGGCAGCAGCAGCAACAGGAGGAGGCCCCAUUAGCCAAAGUGGUGCUUCAGGUUAAGAACAGUUUCAGCUUAAGAACGGACCUCCAGAACGAAUUAAGUACUUAACCCGAGGUACCACUGUAUAGCAUAUGAAAUGGAUCCCACAUGGACUUCCUAUUUCAUACAUUAUGUCAUCUGUGUGACUGAGGUGCCCGGUGUUCUUCCACUAGAUGAAACUCCCAAGCAAUGGAUUUCCCCAUUAAAUAAUUUCUGGCAAACAGGUUUUUCAGGUUUUCAAACAUUUUCUUACACUAAAUACAGUGGUACCUCUGGUUAAGUACAGUGGUGCCUCGCAAGACGAAAUUAAUUCGUUCUGCGAGUUUUUUCGUCUUGCGAAUUUUUCGUCUUGCGAAGCACGGUUUCCCAAAGUCUUCAAAAUCACCAAAGUCUUCAAAAACCUCAAAAAAGGCUACCACACCGCGUGCUAUGAGUUGCUCCUUGAAGUCACCCUGGGUAUUAACGGUUUUAAGAAAAAGGAAACAAACUUGCAAGCCGUUUUCGUUUUAAGCCCAUAGGGAAAUUCGUCUUGCGAAGCAACUCAAAAAACGAAAAACUCUUUCGUCUUGCGAGGUACCACUGUACUUAAUUCGUUCCGGAGGUCCGUUUUUAACCUGAAACUAUUAUUAACCUGAAGCACCACUUUAGCUAAUGGGGCCCUUUACUGAAGCAAAGUUCUUAACCCGAGGUACUAUUUCUUGGUUAGCGGAGUCUGUAACCUGAAGCGUAUGUAACCCGAGGUACCACUGUACCUCUUCCCCUGAAGAACAGCUUUUGCACGUUUGAAAUGCAUUUGGAAUCGUGGACUGAAUAUAUUUUGUACACAUGCAUAGGAGCCUGUUGUCCUCUUUUCAUAUUCUAAGCAUCACUGCAUUUCAUUUAUAAUGAGGGAGCAUCUUAUGUUUGAAAUGUCACCAUUCAGACUCACAUUUGGGGAGUAAAAAACAACAACAAGGAGGCUUUUCUUUUUUUAAAAAAAGGAAUGAAAACAACUUGACAUCUGUUUCUGAAGCUUGUGUAUUUCAUGUUCAAAUCGCUUGCCCCAGUGCUUCAGUAUAGAAGCUGGCUACGCAUUGGCAAAGGGUGCAAUCAGUCUGUACCUCUUGGCUGCUGGAAUGGUUCCUAGCAGCCAUAUGCAGCUCCAUAUUUUCUAUUGCAGGAGCCACGAGAAGGGCAAAUAAGGCAGACAAAGGGAGAUUAAAACCAAUUUUGUUCAUCAGCUCCAUCUGGUUCUGUACGCCAGCCCUAAAAGUAAUAUGUUCUCUGUCUCCCUUUAUCUUGCAUCUAUGUACACGUGAUUAACAGCGCACCAUUUGCUUGUUUGUACCCUGUUCAAUUUCAACGGGGUUCUUGUUUGAAUGUAAAUCUGCAGUGAGAAUGAACAGUGAAACGGCUGGAGGUUUUGCAUUAGAGCUCUAGGUUUUGCAUUUUGAUUUUGGUGCUUUGCAUCGCAUACCUUUGCUCUGCAAGAUAACCCAACAGCUGCAGACAUAAUGAAACUGCCCUUACUGUGCAGCUUUCAGCUGAACUCUUUAGAGGACGUGGCCUUGCCAUCAUUGGUUUGGCACCAGGUGUGGGUUUGGGGAGACUUUUGCUCUUGUGUAUUAGUUACAGUUCUGUUUGAACCAAAGUUUUUUAAGUUAGCUAAAGCACUACCACCUCCUGCACGUUUUUCAAAGUGUCGUCAGGGAUUGUGGAUAUGUAAAAUCUCUAAAGACUGUAUGUCCCACACAGAUGGUGGCACAAGUACACCAGCAGCCUCUGCUUCAUGAAUGCAAAAUGUCACAGAAUACUUAAUGCCACAGUCCAUAAAUCAAUUAAGCCUUGCUUUAAGGUGAAUCAGAAGUUGUGGUCAUUCUAGUUAAGAUAGUAAAAUCAUUUAAAAUAUUUACUGAUGGCUUAUUGUAAAACGCUUACACUCUGCCUUUCCAAAACAGCUCAAGGCUACCUGAAAAGCAAGAGAGAGAAAAGGAAUACUAAAGAUAAGUGAAUGAAUGAGACAGAUCAAUUAAAAAUACAAUACAUUUGAGGUCUUGUGGGAGCAAAACUCAGAAAGAUACAUCCAUAAGACCUGAUGUAAAAGCCUGUCAACAAAAAAAUCACUAACAGCCAAGCCUUUCUACCUUCACAAAGUACCUAAACUUUGUGCCCUAUUAAAUUGGAGUUUACAUAUUUCUAAGCUUCCUCAUAAAUAUCUGGACAGCCUCUUUUUGCCUCUAUAAUCCUGUGCCUUGAUGUAGUUUUUGAAGUAAAAUGGCUGCAGAGCAAGUGACUUAAGGAAACAAUAAACACCCACACAUUUUUCUUCAUGUAUCUUUUAAAAAAUACAUUUACAAUAUGUUUAUUGACUAUCAGGCUGUGUUCUUUUUGAACGACUUUUUGAACGACUCCACCAUUCCAGAGGCAAUUGUAAGCCCCCUUACCUGAGAGCAAGCCCCUUUUGAUCUUUUAAGUUAAAGACGACAUAAAAAAGCCGGAAGGAGGAAGGAGGGAAGUCAGCUCGGGAGAGCAAGAACAAAUGUGAAACAUAGUGUAUGUGUAUGUAUAGUAUGUAACUAAAAAUUCAAUAAAGAUCAUCUGAAAAAUAAAAAGAGAGAGAGCAAGCCCCUUUUAACGUGGUGGGACUUAAUUCCAAGGAAGAAUGCACAGGAUUGCACAGACAGAUUGUUUUUGGGUGAAGAUGCAAAAAUAAAAUAAAACUGUGAUCUCUGCAACCUUUUAACAGUUUUUAGGCAAGCGGAGAUCCAUUUCUAGCUCACAAACUCACAAUUAAGAGUCUCUGAGCCAUCGUCACCAUCUUAUUGCAUGCACAUUUUUAUGUGCAUGCUAAGGCACAGUCCAAGUGUCCCUGUUUUCCAGGGACAGUCCCGGAUUUACAGAAGCCGUCCAGGAAUGUCCGGCUUUUCCUUAGGACAUACUUGCUUUCAUCAGAGAAAUGUUGGAGGGUACGCUAAGGCAGUCUUUCCCAACCUGGUGCCAUCCAUAUAUUGUAGGCCACAACUCCCAUUGGCGAGCAUGGGAGGGUCAGGGAAGGCUGGGGCAAGUUGUUGGUAGGCAUAUUUAAUCAAGUGCAAGAUGGCAGGAACCUCUGGUUUAAUUAUUAAGCUUUCAUAAUGGAGUAAGCACAAAUGUUUGUAUGCUUGUGUAUGUGAGGGAGAAAGAUUGCUCUGCGUUUUAAUGCUAGCUGCUGGAUAGGCCCAUUCAUUAGGAAGCCAUUCCUUUCAGUCUUCAGAGACAUUUUCUAUUAAGGAAGAUCUCUGCAGCAAUAUGGCUGACAGGAAAGAUUUAGGAAGAGGGAAAGGAGGCUUUCAGCUGUAGGUAUUAGGGGGAUAUUGUAUCCAUAGCUCUAAAGAGCAGCUUCCAGGCAUUAAUUGGAACACAUGCAUCCAGGCGUGGGGGUGGGGGAGAAAGAUUGCAGUGGCCUUUGUUGCUUACGAGAGCGUGUCUUCAUUUUGCGGUUGAAUCAAUAUUACAAGCAAUUAUUUUAAUUUUGAAACGUUUAUUUUGUUUAAGGCACCACAUUAAAAUGAAGACGGUUAUUUGACUGAUGAGUAGCCAACUCGAUAAGGAAUCUGAAAUAUUUCAGAUAACCAUCUGAUACCAGAUAGUGCACACUUUAAUGGUUUACGUAGACCUGCCCUAGUUUUAAGGGAAGGCAAAGCUUUCCUUUCCUUUUUUUUUUUAACGAAAGGAAUGAGGGAAGGAGAUGAGUUGGAAGCCUUCUAAAGGAUCAGCAAGCAGAGGGAGGUAUUGUGGACAAAAGGAGGUCAGAUGUGUAUCCAUUGCCUGGAAGCUGAAGCAACUGUUGGUUCACUGCCUGUCCAUAUGGUAGGCUAGGAAGGGGCCAGCCAAUGCCUCUGUUACAGUUGAAAUUGCUCUGUGUAACAUUUAAUUAUCUAGCACAUUUAUCACAUACCUUCCUUAAAUCAUGCAGCUCAUGAAUGGCUUCCCAGGCAGUCUCCCAUCCAGGCACUCACCAGAGCCAGACCUGCUUAGCUUCAGCAGCAGCAUCUGCCCUAGACAGUGCCUGUGAUAUCACUGAAAAGCAACAUAAACCCCACCUACACCAUUAUGAGGGUUACGUCGCAUUGGAGAAACGUAACUUUAACAAGCUUUCUAGGGUGAUUGCUUCCAUGAGCAAGGCUAACAUCAUGGAAUUGUAGAGGUGUAAGGGACUGCGAGGGUCCUCUAGCCCAAACCCCUGCAAUGCAAGGAAUCUCAACUAAACCACCCAACUUCUGCUUUAAAGCUUCUUUGAAGGAGAGUCCACUGUCUCUCCUGGGAGUCCGUUCCACUGUCCAACAGCUCUUGCUGUCAGGAAGUUCUUUCUGAUGUUUAGGUGGAAUCUCCUUUCUCAUAACUUGAAUCCAUUGGUUCGGGUCCUAGCCUCCAGUGCAGAAGAAAAGAAGCUUGCUCCAUCCUCCAUGUGAAUAUGGUUAUCAUGUCUCCCCUUUACCAGGUUAAACAUACCCAAUUCCCUCAACCGUUCCUCAUAAGACUUGGUUUCCAGGCCUUUGAUCAUCUUGGUCACCAUGCUCUGCACACGUUCCAGCUUGUCAACAUCCUUCUGGUGCCUAGAACUGGACACUAGACUCCAGGUGUGGUUUGAUCAAGGCAGAAUAGAGUGGGACUAUUACUUCCCUUGAACUGGAUACUAUGCUUCUGUUUUUGUUUUUGUUUUGCUUCUUUUUUUUGCCUCUGCUGCAUCGCACUGUUGACUCAUUCUAAACUUGUAGUGUACUAAGACCCCAGAUCUUUUUUACUUGUACUACUGGCAAUCCAGGUAACAGGAUGCUUAAUAUCCGCCAACUGAAGUUUCCCGCUUCAAAGAACAUUUCCUUCUCAUUUCAAAGGAUGUUUGCUUUUUACCUCUUUUAUUUUAAUUUAGGCUGUGAACCCAUCACUGUGUAGUCUGGUUCCAGCGGACUCCCACUGCUGGUCUUGAAGCCAUAUGCACAUAAUGUUAGCCACAAUCCAUAUCUACCCUGUGGUUUCUUCAGAAAUGCUACUGUUUGAUGCGUUUCCCCUCAAUGGACUUCCUUCCUAGUUGAAAACAUAAGGAGCAUUCACUUUGCAGCUAAGCUGAGGUGUGCACAUUUGGGACAGCCGUUGUGCGUGCACAGAUGACAAGAGCAGAUGACAGCGUCAUGAACAGAAGUUCAAGGGGGGGGUGUUGCAGGGCAGGGCCAACUAAUCAGGAAAUGUACACUGGGUGAAGACAUUCGUAGUGUGCACAGCAAUGUGCAAAUGCGACUUGAAAUGCAGCGGGGGGAAUUUAAGCCGCUAAGGAGUGCGUAGCCUUAAAAAGUGGGGUUUGUGUGCGAAAUAGAGGUCUUGUGGCCUGUGGCUCCUGUCCCAUUCAUUUCCUUUAGCAACUUAGAUGUGGGUUUUCCCCCAAGUUUUCAAGCUGUAUUUUGUUCCCUUUGCUGCCUCCUUUUCAAAAUAUGUUUCCAAGUGUCUUGACAUUUUCUCUCCCCCCCCUGAUUCUUUUUAGAUUCCAUCCUGGACAAGGACUGGUACUAUACCCAAAGAUCGGAGACAAACUGGAUAUUAUAUGCCCGAAGGUGGACUCUAAAACUAGUGGCCAGUAUGAAUACUAUAAGGUCUAUAUGGUUGAUAAAGACCAAGCAGAUAGUUGCACUAUUAAAAAGGACAACACACCUCUGCUCAACUGUGCCAAGCCUGAUCAAGAUGUUAAGUUUACCAUCAAGUUUCAAGAAUUCAGCCCUAACCUCUGGGGACUGGAAUUUCAGAGAAACAAAGAUUAUUACAUCAUAUGUAAGUGAACAAUGACUUUUGUUUCCUUUUCCUUCUGUCUUGCUGCUGCUUAAUUUAUUCAUUGUAUUCAAUCAAGUAAGAAGCUUAAAGGAUUUAUAUUGUUUUCUUUAAAGUAUUUUCAUGGCAGCUUAUUAUUAACCAACUCCCUGCUGCUUUAGAGCUUUUUUUAUUUAUUAAAGAAAAGGUUCCAGGUUUUCAUAGAUGUGAGCUGUGUAAUUGUGGUAGCGAUGCUCAUAAUGCAAUUUAUGGAAAACACGGGCAUCUUAAUCUGGUUCCAACCAAUGUAUAGAGGGGCAAGGCACCGCCAGAAACAGCAGUUCUGCAUUUACCCAAAGCCUUGAGUACACAUUAUGUACGUAUGUUAUUAUUUUUUAAUGUUACAGUAUCGCCCCUCUGAAAUAGGGUAUGUCAAUCACUGCGCAUUGAAUGGUGAACAGCAAUAAUUAAGUAUAAUAUGCUACAGUUUUGUAAAUCCUAAUUUUAAGCAAAUAGAAGAAGGGGGAAGUAGGAGAAAUAGCUCAAGAUGUGAAGUAAUCUUUCUGGGUGGGAAAAAAAAUAAGAAAUUCCUAAAACAUCACCUUGGUAGAUAAUUCACAAAUUGAUCAUUUACAUCAAAAAGUGGGUUUGGUUUCUAUUUGCAUAAUCUUAAGUGUUCCGUCUCUAAAGCUUCAGAGAAACUGGAGACUUACAGCCUUCUUUUUCUUUAUGCAUGCCUUGCCUUUCAGGAUAAGUCCUAUCAAGCUGGCUUACCUUUUCUUUUUAAAAAAGCGAAUAUUCAUUUAAGAUGCAGUUGGAAAUAGCUAAAAAUUGAAAUGUACACUUACUUGAAGGUUAAUUCAUUGAAAUCAGUAGGACAAUACCAGACAGGUGGGCACUGAAUUACAGCACCAAUGUGCUCUCAUUUCCCCACUCUAUUGUUUUGUUUGCAGGACCCAUAGUGAAAGUUAAACAAAGCUCCGAAUUAUGGCCUUAUCUUUGAGUGCAGUCUUAACAGUCCUUCUCUGUUGAUGUCUGUUAGGGUUAGAAUCAGUGCCGGAGUUACAUAUAAGCUAAACAAGCUAUAGCUUAGGGCCCCACUCUCUUGGGGGCCCCCCAAAAAAUUAAAGGAAAAAAAUAAGAUAAAAAACAAAUAAAAUAAAACCUGCAUACAGCAACAGUGUUUUGUAGGCUCCUAUGAUGUAAGCAAUGGAUCCCGCCUGCUAGCCUGCUCCCUAAGAUAUCACUGGUUUGCUCAUUUCUUCAUAUAGGAUGCCUGCAUUCUGCAUGGACUGGUUGCAUGGAAACAUGUACAUUCAGCUGCACAUUGCAGUGCAGCACAGUUGAAUGUAGGUCAAGCUGUUGUACCUGUUAUCUAAUAUUAAAUUAUUUCACUAUUAAUAUACUUCUUAAUUGUAUUUCAGUUCAGCAUAUAUUCAAUACAAAAAACAGCGACAAUUUGUUGUUGACAAAGGACAGCUGGACAUCUAAAGGGCCCCAUUACCUCCAGCAACUUAGGGCAGGGGUCCGCAAACUUUUUCAGCAGGGGGCCGGUCCACUGUCCCUCAGACCUUGUGGGGGGCCGGACUAUAUUUUGAAAAAAUUAUAAUGAACGAAUCCCUGUGCCCCACAAAUAACCCAGAGAUGCAUUUUAAAUAAAAGGACACAUUCUACUCAUCUAAAAACACCAGGCAGGCCCCACAAAUAACCCAGAGAUGCAUUUUAAAUAAAAGCACACAUUCUACUCAUGUAAAAACAUGCUGAUUCCUGGACCAUCUGCGGGCCAGAUUUAGAAGGCGAUUGGGCCAGAUCUGGGCCCCGGGCCUUAGUUUGCCUACCCAUGGUUUAGGGCCUCAUCAAACCUAAAUUUGGCCCUGAUUAGAAUGGUGCAUAGCUGCCUCUCUGCCAGCCUUUGCCUGGGGAAAGCAGCAUGGCAAAUAACUGCCAUAGUGGAACCCCUGAGGUUGGUCUGGUAGGCAGGUAGCUAUUGCCAGCAUUUCAGGGCAGAGGCUGAGUUUAGAGGCUGUGGGUCCUAGAAAUCUGAACACUUCAAAUAUUCAUAAUAACUGAAAAAUAUAGAAAAUUGGGCAUGGGGAAUAGCAAUGAAAGUAAGUAGCUAUUUCAAAGUUACAUUCAUUCUCCUUGUUUCUAGUAGAUUCAUUUAUAAAUAAGAAACAGGAAAAUAGUCGCAGCAACUUCAGUGUAAUUAAAACCUGCAGCAAUCAGAGAGUUGAUGAAAUAACGAAUGUGGAAUAUUUAAAAAUGCAAUUUGCUGGGUUGUAA